Messenger RNA from Vidua macroura (Pin-tailed whydah), 966 nucleotides. RefSeq names its product E3 ubiquitin-protein ligase RNF113A-like. Bases 1 to 966 code for a protein of 321 amino acids. Gene Ontology annotation, molecular function: metal ion binding. The record is from RefSeq and is a predicted model, not a curated record. Gene Ontology annotation, cellular component: U2-type spliceosomal complex. Gene Ontology annotation, biological process: snoRNA splicing. NCBI's taxonomy places the organism in Eukaryota, Metazoa, Chordata, Aves, Passeriformes, Viduidae. The transcript has a single exon.
AUGAUGGCGGAGGAGAGCAGCGUCUGCAGCUUUGUGUUCAAGAAGCGGGUGCGAGCCGCGGGCAGCGGCCAGCGGAAACGGCCCCGCAGUGAGCAGGAGCAGGACAGCAAUGGGGAGGAGGGCAGCACCGUGGUGCGGAAGAAGUUGCCCAGGGACACCCCCAACGCCAUGAUCCAAAAGACCAGGCGCUACAUGAGGGAGAGGCCGGAGCAUGCGCCAAGCAGCAGCGAGGAUGAGGAUCCUGACAAGGAGAUCGGGGUCACGUACAAAUCGACCAGGUCGGCAAAACCUGUUGGCCCAGAAGACAUGGGGGCCACAGCAGUGUAUGAACUGGACACGGAGAAGGAGAAGGAUGCCCAGGCUAUCUUUGAGCACAGCCAAAAAAUCCAGGAGAAGCUGAGAGGAAAGGAAGAUAAAAUUUAUUGUGGCAAUAAUAACUACCAGAAGUAUGUGAAGCCCAAGGACACAUCGAUGGGAAAUGCCUCUUCAGGAGUGGUCAGGAAAGGCCCCAUCCGUGCUCCGGAGCACCUGCGGGCCACAGUGCGCUGGGACUACCAGCCUGACAUCUGCAAGGACUACAAAGAGACCGGGUUCUGCGGCUUCGGGGACAGCUGCAAAUUCCUGCACGACCGCUCGGACUACAAGCACGGCUGGCAGAUUGAACGGGAGCUGGACGAGGGCUGCUACGGCGUCAAUGACAAUGGAAACUACGAGGUGAGCAGUGAAGAGGAGGACAUGCCUUUCAAAUGCUUCAUCUGCAGAGGCUCCUUCCAGAACCCCGUGGUCACCAAGUGUCGGCACUACUUCUGUGAGAGCUGUGCCCUCCAGCACUACCGCAAAUCCCAGCGCUGCUAUGUCUGUGAGAAGCAAACCAAUGGGGUCUUCAACCCUGCAAAAGAGCUCAUGGCAAAAUUGGAAAAACAUAAAGGGGAGGAAGAAGAGGAGCAAGAGUCAGACCAUCAAUAG